This is a messenger RNA of Paralichthys olivaceus (Japanese flounder), 2768 nucleotides long. Lineage: Eukaryota; Metazoa; Chordata; Actinopteri; Pleuronectiformes; Paralichthyidae. The record is from RefSeq and is a predicted model, not a curated record.
CGCUCAAAGCGUUGUUUGUGCAGCGCACGCACACUGCGCCACUUCCGGGUUUCACCUGCGCGUAACUUAACCUGAGUUUCCUCCGUCCUAACUGUAGCAACAGAGCUAGCGCUGUUAGCAUCACUGCUAAGCACAAGUUCCAUUCAUUCGCCUCAUAGUCGGAGCUAAGUAGCUAACGGUGUUUGCUAGGAGCUUGUGGUUGAUACGCAGCUAAGUUGUGAGCACUGACGGUGUGGUCCCGGUCGCAGUGACCCAUCAUGUAUCGUCCCAAACCGACUCUGAAGGACCGACAGCACCUGUACAAGCUCAUCAUCAGCCAGCUCCUCUACGACGGAUACACCAGCAUCGCCAACAGUCUCAUCAACGAGGUGAAGCCCCCCAGCGUCGUGUCGCCCUCUGAGCAGCUGAUGCAGCUGGCGAAGACAGGGAUGGAGAAUGACGACAGUGCGGUUCAGUAUGCCAUCGGGCGCUCAGAUACAGUGGCCCCUGGAGUAGGUAUCGAUAUGGAAUUCGAUGCUGACAUGCAGUCAAUGUCACCAGAGGCGUCAGAGUAUGAGACCUGCUAUGUAACAUCUCAUAAGGGCCCCUGCCGUGUCGCCACCUACAGCCGUGAUGGCCAGCUGAUUGCCACGGGCUCUGCUGAUGCCUCCAUCAAGAUCCUGGAUACGGAGCGCAUGCUGGCCAAGAGUGCCAUGCCCAUUGAGGUGAUGAUGAAUGAGACAGCUCAGCAGAACAUGGAGAAUCACCCUGUGAUUCGGACACUGUACGACCACGUUGAUGAAGUCACCUGUCUCGCCUUCCAUCCCAGUGAACAGAUUCUGGCUUCUGGAUCAAGAGAUUACACCCUCAAACUGUUUGACUACUCAAAGCCCUCAGCAAAAAGAGCAUUUAAAUAUAUACAGGAAGCAGAAAUGUUGCGUUCAAUCUCCUUCCACCCAUCAGGAGACUUCCUGCUGGUGGGAACACAGCACCCCACCCUCCGCCUCUAUGAUGUCAACACCUUCCAGUGCUUUGUGUCCUGUAACCCGCUGGACCAGCAUACAGACACCAUCAGCGGGGUCAGCUACAACCCCUCAGCCAACAGCUACGUCACCUGCAGCAAGGAUGGCAGCAUCAAGCUCUGGGAUGGUGUCUCCAACCGCUGCGUGACCACCUUCGACAAGGCCCACGAUGGCGCAGAGGUGUGCUCCGCCAUCUUCUCCAAGAACUCCAAAUACAUCCUGUCCAGUGGCAAAGACUCCGUGGUCAAGCUGUGGGAGAUCUCGGCAGGCCGGACGCUGGUCAAGUACACAGGUGCAGGUUUGAGCGGACGUCAGAUGCAUCGCACACAGGGCGUGUUCAACCACACGGAGGACUACGUGUUGCUGCCUGACGAGCGCACCAUCAGCCUGUGCUGCUGGGACUCGCGCACGGCUGAGAGGAAAAACCUGCUGUCUCUGGGACACAACAACAUCGUGCGCUGCAUCGUCCACUCGCCCACCAAUCCGGGCUUCAUGACCUGUAGCGAUGACUUCAGGGCUCGUUUCUGGUACCGCCGCACCACCACAGACUGAGACGCAUCGCGGUUCCGUGUUUCCACUUUACCGAUGUUCCUCCCCAUCUCAUACUCCCACCUGAACAGAGACUCAAUCGGAAUGUUGGACUCUUCUGCUGAAUUCAUAACCUCGGUGAUCUUGUCACUUUCUGUUGAUCUGUGGCAUCUUACAUUUUGAUUGAAUUUAAAGUUUGUGGGGCAGUUCUUCGUAAAACAGUUGUCAUGUCAUCUGAAGUGACACUCAGUUCCCUGGAUGUGCACUGAGACAGAUUUUGCUUUAAGGAAUUCUAUACUAAAAAGAGCAUACCCACUUGAUUUGAUGAAUCCAUGUAGGCUUUUCAGUAUAAUUCUUAUAGAUAAGAAUCUAUGGGUCUUUUUCCUAUCUUUAUUUAAGAGCCUGAUCUUUCACAUCACAUUUUGUAUUGCUCUCACUCAAAACCACUCAUUAGCAUUCAAAUAUACUUUGCUUGUGUUUAGAUUUCAUGCGCUCCAUUGUAAUGAUAAAGCUGUGGAGGGCGUGAGUGCAUGAACUUGGUUAAAGUUACUACCUGUACGGGACUCUCAAUGACGUAAAGCAAACACAUUCACAACGAGGUUGAGACAAUUUCACUUGUCAGCACUACACCCGGCAUUCUAUUGUUUGGGAAAUUUUGAAGCAUGAAAAAAUCAGAAAGCGGAGGAGACAUCCGAGACGUCAGAGCACAAAGAAGCACCGUGAGCGUGAGAAGAGCUGGAGCGAAGGAAAUCUAAGAACAAGCAGAUAUAUUUGAGUGUAAGCGCAGGGUUUUGAGUGAAAGCAUUACAAAAACAAAAUGUGAAAUCGGUCCUCUCAAACUGGAAGACCACAUUCAUGAGGAAAAAAAAAUCUCCAUAAGAAUCACAAUGUACAUUACCUGCAGAUGUUUUUCCCUUUGACUUAAAGUGAAGGCCAGCAGGGAGAUGAAGAAUACUUAGAACAAGGAAUACCUGUGUCAGUGUCCGUAUGGGGGCCUGACUGUUUUAAGUCAGAUUUGAAGAAAUGAAUGGAGACUGAUACACUGAACUUCACUUGGACUUUUAAACUUCCUCUGACCUUGUGGAAACUUCAUGUGUAACCUUUGCCUCUCAAAACGUUUGUCGUCAUUUUGACCGCAGAGCUGGGUUGUUAUCUUUUCCACUUUUAUACUUUCUCAAUGUCCUUGGUUGUGAUUUUUCUUUUUAUUAAACUAUUAAAACAAGAAGCCCCUUCUGUGAA